Molecule: messenger RNA, 222 nt
Organism: Cylicocyclus nassatus
Lineage: Eukaryota; Metazoa; Nematoda; Chromadorea; Rhabditida; Strongylidae
Source: the annotation of a GenBank genome assembly
AUGGGUCUCGGAACGAAGGGCUCCGCCUCUACCGUAGGAAAUGGGGCGCGGCAUCGAUCUCGCCACUUUCGCAACGAAUUUCAUUCAUUCAUUUCCACUUUUCUUAGUUGUCAGCGAUUACGAUGUUCGCUGAUUUCUAAGUUUCUGGAAUCUGCGGUGAAGUACUGCGAUCGUCUUAGACAAAAUGACCGCCUUCAUUAUAUCGCCGUUCGAAGCCCUUAG